AUGCUAUCUAACGAAAAUAAACAGCAGCUUUUGGACAUUAUGAGUCUGUCUUUAUAUUUUGAAGACGGUCAUGAUGAUUUGGAUGACUUUGGAUUCGAUGACUAUGGUUCAGAGUGUGAAGGGAUUCGGAUAACAGUCCUGGAUGCAGGCCAGGAUAAUCUCACCCCUCUGGGCCGGCUGGAGAAAUAUGCUUUCAGUGAAAACGUCUUCAACAGGCAAAUUGUGGCUCGUGGAUUGCUGGAUGUGCUCCGGGAGUUCAGCGCUAAUGAAAAUGACUUCAUCAGUGUCAUGGAAACGGUUGCCAGGAUGUCUGAGGAUGGAGAACUGACAGUGCGAGCAGAGCUAAUGGAACAGGUGCCAAACAUUGCCAUGUUCCUCCAUGAAAAUCGGCCCAAUUUCCCAGAAGCUUUCUCACGGUACCUGGUUCCCAUUGUGGUCCGCUAUCUCACAGAUCCUAACAAUCAGGUGCGAAAGACGAGCCAGGCUGCUUUGCUGAUACUACUUGAACAGGGUUUGAUGAGUAAACCAGAUAUGGAGGGAAAGGUCUGCCCUGUGCUUCUGGAGCUCACUGAACCCAGCAGUGAAGAUGACCUGAAGGUCGAGGCUGUUGCGAUCAUGUGCAAGCUGGUGACCAUGUUGACUAAAGACACAGUGGAACAUCUUUUACUGCUGCGCUUUUGUGAUCUGUGCAGUGACACCAGACUAUUUCAGAUCCGCAAGGUCUGUGCAGCAAACUUCGGUGAGUUUUGUUCUAUUGUGGGCCAGGAAGCCACAGAGAAACUAUUGAUGCCAAAGUUUUUUGACCUUUGCUCAGACAGUCUGUGGGGUAUUCGGAAGGCCUGUGCAGAUUGUUUCAUGGUUGUUUCAAACUGCACUUCUGCAGAGGUGCGACGCACGAAAUUGUCCCCCUUGUUCAUCAACCUCAUUAGUGAUCAGUCACGCUGGGUACGCCAGGCUGCAUUUCAUUCUCUGGGUCGUUUCAUUUCAACAUUUGCCAACCCUUCCAUCACAGGAUUACAUUUCUGUGAGGAUGGGACACUCCGUGAGAUACCGAAAACCUUCUCAGAGAGUCAUGGAAUGGAAGUGACCAACAGCAACUCCAGUAACAGCCGCAACGCCUCCAUCAUCGGUUCUCCAAACACUCUCAUUCAACCCCGUUCAGAAUCGCUUCAGUUCAUUUCAGACACAAAUAUUUCACCGUCACAUCCUCCAGAAGCCCAAUCUCAAGAAAACACCACCAGCCGGAGCCUGCAUGAACGCUCGGCCCCUUUAUCCCACCAGCAACUGGACGACAACACAAUGUUCAACUCCUUCAACUUCUGGAGACCUCAGCUACCUGACAUCACCCAAGACCUGCAGCUGCUACAAGGACAGGAAAGAGAUGCGAUAAUCGUGAAAAAAGAUCAGACCACGAGGGAAGCGGAAGCUGUGGGGAAAGAAAUCGCACCAAGUUUGGACGCACAAGGCCCAGCCACCAGCUCGCAGAUCCAGAAGGUUCUGGACUGUCUUCAACCUCAUCUAGAUGAUCCAGACGUGCAAGCUCAAGUGAAGGUGUUGUCAGCUGCUUUGAAGGCUGCUCAGCUGGAGAGUCAGACUGAAGACGCUGAUGAUUCUAUGUCAGAGAGUAAUGGCUCCACGGGCUCCCCGACGUCGGAGGAGCUCAGUGCCAUGAGUGAACUCUCGCUGACAGACGCUCAGAUCUCAGACUCGCCCUCCACUUCACCUGUGCUGGUCGACGACUCUGAACACAGCAGCGAGGAGUCAGACCUAAUAGAACAUGUGGAGGAAGACAAAGACUCAGACGCAGUUAAAGCAUGUGAAGAGGAGAAGUCUAAAGUCCAGAAUGUAAUUCCUCAGCAGUUGCUGGAUCAGUAUCUGUCCAUGACAGACCCCGCUCGAGCUCAGACCGUGGACACUGAGAUUGCCAAACACUGUGCAUUCAGCCUGCCCGGCGUCGCCCUCACACUGGGAAGACAGAACUGGCACUGCCUCAAAGACACUUACGAAACACUCGCAUCAGACGUACAGUGGAAGGUGAGACGGACGCUUGCGUUCUCCAUCCACGAGCUGGCAGUGAUUCUGGGUGAUCAGCUCACUGCAGCUGACCUGGUGCCCAUAUUUAAUGGUUUCCUCAAAGACCUCGAUGAGGUGCGGAUAGGAGUCCUCAAACACCUGUAUGAUUUCUUAAAGCUUCUUCAUGCUGAGAAGCGGCGGGAGUAUCUUUAUCAGCUGCAGGAGUUCAUGGUGACUGACAACAGCCGAAACUGGAGAUUUCGCUAUGAACUAGCAGAACAGCUCAUCCUGAUCAUUGAGUUGUACAGCCACAACGACGUCUAUGACUACCUCAGACAGAUCGCACUUAACCUUUGCUCUGACAAAGUGUCUGAAGUGCGGUGGAUCUCCUACAAACUGGUGGUGGAGAUCCUGCAGAAGUUGUAUUCCUGUGAAGCUCAUGACUUGGGACUCAAUUUCAUUAACGAGCUCAUUAUGAGGUUCUGCCACAGUCCCAAAUGGGUCGGACGUCAGGCGUUUGCUUUCAUUUGCCAGGCAGUAGUGGAGGAGGACUGUAUGCCCAUGGACCAGUUUGCCCAGCACCUUCUGCCCAGUCUUCUGAGCCUCUCAACAGAUCCUGUGCCCAACGUCCGUGUGCUGGUGGCCAAGGCUUUACAGCAGAGCGUGUUGGAAAAAUCGUAUUUCAAGGACCCAGACAGCGCUUACUCGGAUGAGCUGGAGAAGACUCUGUCAGUACUCCGCAAUGAUGAAGACAGGGACGUGCGCUUCUUCGCCUCACUAGAUCCCAACAGAAACGUUAUGGACACCACAGCGUUGAUCUAGCACCUUGUACAAUCCGCACAUGUGAACAAGCACCAGCAGGAACAACACUAAACGGAUUCACAGACAAGCGUUUACAAAUAGGAACUACUGACCAAGACCUGCGCACUCACACACACCGUUUCCUAACACAAUCCACAUAAUUAGUAUAUGCAUAUAUUAUGCGUUGUUUUGAUUUAUACACAGAGUGGGCCUCAUUCAUGAAGCUAUCUAUGGAACUUAAACCAAUGAGAUGAUGCAGAUUUACUUCCCAUUGUGGUUUUUAUCCAGCUAGUUGAUUAAAUCAUGAGAUAUUGCAUUGUCAAGCAAUUGAAAAUGAAGCAAACUUUUUCAUAUGUGAGGCCCACGCAAACUCUCACUUAUACAACAACCAUUUCACCUCUCUGAAUGGUGCAAGGUUUCAUUUGCACCUUCGUGGCAGCGUAAGUAUGUGGAUUGUGUCAUUUCUCCUCAUCAAACCGUUCUGAUGCGACCAGCUGCCCCUCCAAAGCAAACUGUACAUUUUUUUUUCCUUGUGGAUUUCUUAAAGCUAAAGGACUAAGAAGACAAGCAGACUGACACAGUGAAGUGCUACUAACUCAGGGAGACCUGAAUUGUUUUUGUUUUUAAGCUGCAAUGGCGUAAAGUGGUGUCGAGCUGAGCCCAAGUGAUGCCUCAGAAAUGUUGCUGCGUUCACCAACCUCCUGUUUACCCAACCCUCAGGAUGCACACAGACCGCGGUGGAAAAUGAGCAGCUCAGGAGCCCAAAAAAACCCUCCCUAUCCUUUUUGUAGCUCGUCCUCGUCUUCCCUGAUUGGUGGAGAGCGGUUUUAUUCCUCGCCGUUUUAUCAAUAAAAGGGGCCAGUAUUUUAGAGGGAUGUGAGGUGUUAAACCAGUGCUUUCCAAGCAAACUUUAGAACCACUAGAUAAAAAUAUUUAUCAGACAUGUCAGGCCUUAAAGGAGCACUCCACAUUUGUUUUGGAAAUAGGCUCAUUUUACAAGUCACCUUGAUUUGAACCGUUUACUGUUUUUGAUUGCAUUUAGCAAAUCUGGGUCUGGUGCGUGCACUUUUAGCUUAGCUUAGCAUAAUUCAUUCAAUCGGAUUAGACCAUUAGCAUUACGCUCAAAAAAAAUUUAAAAUCUGUUCAAAGCUUGACUGUUAUAUAGGCAAAUCGUGUGUUAAGGUCAUAAGAGAAUGAAAAGUUGAUAUGGUUAUAGGAACUAUACUCUCAUUCUGACCUAAUAAUGAAAUGACUUUGCUGUGGUACCACGGCUGCAGCAGGUGCAAUGAUGAUAGUGCCUGAAAAUAGUCCCCAGCUAGGGAACAUUGCUGCGUAAUAUCAUUGCACCUGCUCCAGCCAUGAUACGACAGCAAAGUUCCUUGAUUAUUAGGUCAGAAUGAGAGUAUAGUUCCUAUAACCAUAUCAACCUAGAUAAUAGCAACUUUUCAUUCUCCGUCAAUCUUCGUAAUGAUGAAACUACUGAAAAGUCAAGCUUUAAAUAGGAAAAUUAUCCAAACUCUGAUUUUUGAGCAAUGCUAAUGGUCUAAUCUGAUUCAAUGAUGUAUGCUAAGCUAAGCUAAACUAAAAGUGCUACUGCAAGACCCACAUCGUGGCUGAAUGGAUUCAAAAAUAGUAAAACUCACAUCUGUUUAACUUUAAAGGAGAAUGGCGUGUUCCUUUAAGAGUACAAUAAUGACACUUGAUUUGUCAAUUGUGAUCUCGACCUGCAGAUGGCGCUGACGGGUUGUCUAAAGUAAGCACACUGUUAAGUCAGAUUUGCACUAGUUAAAUCAAAGCACGCCAUAAUUCCUCUUAUUCCGACAGAUUUGCUUUUAAAUAAAUAAGCUAUUGCGCUCUUUAAGUCGGACUAUCCGUUUUAAUUAAGCAUGGCGGUGCUGCUCUUGGCAUCGGUUAACUCUCUAUUAGAUGCUGAUUGGUUAUCGGCAUGCCUGUUUUCAUUGCUUAUGUAUUUUAAUUACGGGACCGGACUUCCAUCAGCAUACAAGGGCAAACUUUGCCAAGAGCACUUUACUGUUCAUUUCAAUGGAAAGAGAAUGACAGGUCCUUUUAUACAUAUAUAUAAUAAUAGUAAUAAUAAAUCUGUUGGAUCGUGAAUUUUUAACAAGGCGACUUUCUUGACCAAACUCAAGUGGUGCUCAGAUCCGGUGCGUUUAUUCUCACAGAUGUGUGUGUAUAUGGAUUAUGUGUAUGGAAUGUGUAAAUGGAAUUGUUUUUAAGAAGAUAUAUUAGGUUUAGUCUAGUUCUGAAAUGCAGCCUGUGAUCAAAUCGCUGAUAUGAUUUUAUUGAUGAUAUCGGCAGGAUUCAAGGCCAGUUUUGUUUCUUUCCCUGUGGCGAAGAUUGAUUUGAGGUUGUAUGAAGGGGGAUGUUGUUUUCCUCGUGUUCUCAUGCGUGUUUGUGUGUCUUUUUUUGUUUGUCUGUUUGUUUCCCCUUUUAUUGACCGUGUUAAUAGUAGAUUUAUAUUUUGUUAGAUUAUGUUUUCUCCAAUGAGUUGUCGUGUAUGUGUGUGAGAUUUUCCUGAGGCAAUGACAUCACCGAUAUGUCAGCAAAACCACUUCAUCUGUCUGCGUAUGUACUGAUCUACUGGUAAUGUUACACGAUUAAGAAGCAAGCUUUUAAAUAUUUCCCCCCCAUCUUUUAUUUUUCUCAUUGUAUCAUGGUUAAAGAUUUUAUAUUCUAACAUUUCAGGUUACAACCUUUGUAAUUUUCUGUGCAUCUCUUUUAAAUACAUUUUAUGUAUUGUUAUUUUUAGUAUUUGUUAAUUAAAAUAAUAUAAAUUUGAA
Messenger RNA from Danio aesculapii, 5615 nucleotides. It is a transcript of the gene ppp4r1l, whose product is annotated as protein phosphatase 4, regulatory subunit 1-like. Gene Ontology annotation, biological process: protein dephosphorylation. The record is from RefSeq and is a predicted model, not a curated record. Gene Ontology annotation, molecular function: protein phosphatase regulator activity. NCBI's taxonomy places the organism in Eukaryota, Metazoa, Chordata, Actinopteri, Cypriniformes, Danionidae.